Molecule: messenger RNA, 3657 nt
Organism: Closterium sp. Yama58-4
Lineage: Eukaryota; Viridiplantae; Streptophyta; Zygnematophyceae; Desmidiales; Closteriaceae
Source: the annotation of a GenBank genome assembly
AUGUGGCGUGGGCGUGAGAGAGUGGGUAAUAGUGCGGCACGUGCUACUGCUACAGACAGCAGCUUACCAUCUGUAGCUGAUACAGAUGCCGUGCCGGUUGUAGCAUUGGAGGAGAGCAGCGUCUCGACUGCUCUCGGCACAGCCUCGUAUGUGACUGCCACGUGUCGUGCAUCUGAGGCAGGUGCUGUGCUGGAAGCGCUGGGGCGAGAGGUGGAGAGGGCUUGGGGAAAGGGCGGAGGAGAGGGGAGUGCGGGAAGGGGCGGAGGAGAGGGGAGUGCGGGAGGGGGCGGAGGAGAGGGGAGUGCGGGAGGGGAAAACAUUCCCUUCUUUGGGUGUGUGGUUGGUGGCGGCAUGGCGCAUGGGCCAUGGGGCGGCGAGGGGGAGAUCAUGGGGGAGGCACACGCAGGGAGAAUAGGCCGUAGCGAUGCGCAUGGCAUGGGGAACCACGGCAGGGAUGAUGCUGAUGGUGAGGGUGAGAGUGAGAAUGAGGGGGAAGGGGAGGCGUUGGAGUGGGAGGAGGUGGUGAUGGCGGCAGCAGCAGAGGAGGUGAUAGAAGGCGUGGUGCUGUUGGAACUGAUUGAAGACGCUGACCACAUCAUUCGCGAGAUGGCUGCUUUUGCCCCGCACGAGGAGGGCAGGCAGCAGGGCGGGGACGACGCGCAGGGGAUGCACGAGGCAGGAGAGGUGACUGGGGAGCUGAAAUGCGGCCAGUUGAGCUCUGCCGCCUCUCCUGUGACCACUUCUGCUGCUCUCCCUGCUCCGCCUUUCACAGAACCCUCUAACUCGUUUGCUGAGUCCAUCCGAGCAAUCACAGAGGGCCACGUGGCACAAGCUGAGGGCGCAGUUACCCAGCGCUUGGAAGCAGCUUCCAGGAGGUUUCUGGGGCUUGCAGAGGGCCUGCAGACGCGUUUAGAGGCGCCUCAGUACAAGCUGCAGGGGCUUGCGGACUCCAUUCAGGAGCGUAUGUGGCCAAGUAAUGAAACUCUGCAAGGAAAUGAGUUGCUGUCGGCAAGAGGAGCUGUUUCAUCUAGAGGGGAUGGUGUGACAGGGGGGCUUGAGGGGAGGGGAGAGGAAGAGCGGGAGGUGGUGGUGGUGGUGUGUGCUGCUGUCAUGCCCGGUGUGGACGUGCAGUGCUUUGAGGUUCAGGGAGACUCGUUCCCGGACCUGGGCGGCAACAUGGCGCACAUGGUGACAAGCAACGCCGCCCAUUUUGUGGUUGCAGGGACGGGAGGCCCCUCACUGCCCCGGCUCCUGGCCCGCCUGCACACCAUCUUCCCACACUCCUCCAGCCAGUCAUCUGUUGCUGCAUCAAGCACCAUCUCUCAUGUUCCUGGCGCUCAUCUAUCCAUCCUUGUGCGUCUUCCCUCCCUUUUCCUGCUGAGCCUCUCCCCCCAUUCUCCCUUCCCAUGUGCCUCCUCCCCUGCCUCCUUCCCACCUGCACCAGCGGAGCAGCAGAGCAGCGAUGCCCUACAGGCGUGCUUCACGCACUUCAUCCGCCACCUCACUCUUCCCCUCCCCCCUGCCACGAGCCUCCAUGCCCCCUCACCUCCCUCCCCCACCACUGCAUCUGCUGCUCCGAACAUGGACAUGCAUGCAAGGGCCAUUGCACCGCCUGCCCCCUGGCUUCGCGUUAACAAUCUCCUGGCGGCCUCGUUGCAAGCUCUGUUGAACCCAAAUGCCACCGAUCUUGCCCACAAGCAAAAAGCAGCUGAGACGAGAUCAAGAGUAGUCACAUUGAACCGGACUGAACCGGACGUUUACGACGCAAGACGUAAAAAACGACCCCGAUGCGGACAUCCCACCAGACACCAGUCCCCUAGACGUGGAGCAGCUGCUGCUGGCAUACCUCAAGUGCCUCCCCGAGCCCCUCAUGACCUUCGCCCUCUUCCCUGGCGUCGCCACGCCCCCUUCCUCAACUUCCCGCUCCCCCUCCCUUCCUCCUUAAGUCUAGACGAAACCAGGGAAGGCGCAGGAGGAGCAGGUGCAGCAGCAGCAGGGGAUGGGGGGGAUGGUAGCAGAGGGAUAUUAAAACCAGUAUUAGCAAGAGCACGGGAGGAGGCGGUGCUGCUGGCGGUGAGUGGGGACAUGCCGAGUCUAAUGGCCCCCUCAUCUCCUCCUGCUUUGACACCCAAGGGCAGUGCUGCCGUUGCUGCUGCUGCUGCUGCUGCUGCUGUUGGUGCUGGUGGCGGCGGUGCUGGGGGUGGUGCGGACAGUAUGGCGAGUCCUGCUAUGAGGAGGGCUCAGAGUGAAAAGGUAAUGAGGGUGGGAGAUGGACCGAGUGCAGCUGCUGCUGCUGCUGGACCAGCAGUCGUGGAGGCGAAUGGAAAGUCGUCUGUUCUGGAGAUCCCUUCGGAAGAGGAGCCAACACAAGCACAAACGGCAAUAGUGGAAGCAAUUAUGGUGCUUAUAGAUAGCCUCGAAUCCAUCUUCUCGCAUAAUCCUGGCAACCCUAUUCUCCUUCCCGUCUCUUCAUCCCUCUGCUUGUCGAUAAGAGCAGCGGCGUCGAGCGCGGAGGGCAGCGGUGUGUCCGUCGCAGAGGCAUCUCCCGCGAAGGGAGCAGCUGAGCCGACCGUUUCAGCCGAGUCUGGCGGAGCGGGAACAAGCGAGGGGAAGGCUGCUGUGAGAAAGCGUCUCGUUUCAGGCGUCCAGCCGACGGGAAGCAUUCAUUUGGGAAACUACUUGGGCGCAAUCAAGAACUGGAUCCCGCUGCAGGACGAGUGUGACACCUUCCUCUUCGUGGUCGACCUGCACGCAAUCACCCUACCCCAUGACGUGGACGACCUAUCACGCUCAUCAUGCACGGCAGCAGCCAUGUACCUGGCGUGCGGGGUGGACCCAUCCAAGGCCACCGUGUUUGUGCAGUCGCACGUGCGAGCGCACGCGGAGCUGACGUGGCUGCUGUCGUGCACAACGCCCAUGUCAUGGCUCAAUAAGAUGAUUCAGUUCAAGGAGAAAGCGCGCAAGGCGGGCGAGGACGUGGGAACAGGGCUGCUCACCUACCCUCUCCUCAUGGCGGCAGACAUCCUCCUCUACCAGUGUGACGUGGUGCCAGUGGGCGAGGACCAGAGGCAGCAUCUGGAGCUCACCAGAGACGUGGCAGCGCGGAUCAACAACCUUUAUGGCGGCCGCAAGUGGAAGAAGCGCGGAGGGCGGGGCGGCAGGGUGUUCAAGGUGCCAGAGGCCAUGAUCCCCCCUGCUGGGGCUCGCAUCAUGUCGCUCACAGAUGGCACUUCCAAGAUGUCCAAGUCUGCCCCCUCGGACAUGUCCCGAAUCAACCUGCUCGACCCCCCUCAAGUGAUAGCCAACAAGAUCAAGCGCUGCAAGACGGACAGCUUCACUGGCAUGGAGUUUGGCAAUCCAGAGCGCCCCGAGUGCCAGAACCUGCUGUCCAUCUACCAGAUCGUCACCGGGAAAACCAAAGAGGAGGUGGAGCAGGAGGUGGGGGCGCUGAGCUGGGGGCAGUUCAAGCCGCUGCUUGCAGACGCCCUUGUCGCUCACCUAGAGCCAAUCCAGAAACGGUACGAGGAGGUGACAGCAGAUCCAGCAUAUCUGGAUGAAGUACUGGCAGGGGGAGCAGCACGAGCCAAUGAGAUCGCUGACCGCACACUAAGGGACACAUAUGAUGCCUUGGGAUUUAUGGCUCCACCACGUAGAUAA